AUGGCAGACCCAGGUGCCGUCAAGCAAAACAGCGGCAUCGCUGCUGUACACCACAAUGAAGGCCGUCGAUCUUCUGUGGCCAGUGUCAAUUUAAACAAGAAUAUAAAUGCCAAAGUCUCUAACCCUCUGACCGGCGUCUCAUAUGAAACAUUGAUGCGCGAUGUCGAAGACUUCGCACGUGAACAUGACCUAGAAGAUAUCAUCAGUCAUCUAAAGAAAGGUGCUCUAGUCGCUCAAAAUCCAAACGGGUUUGACAACAUUGAGAUGCUCGUUGAGGAAGACAGACGAUACCUUCAGUUGGAGAAGCAGCACAAGUGGAAGCAUCCCCUGCAGCUAUACGUCACGAUCAUUGUGUGCUCUAUUGGUGCCGCUGUACAGGGCUGGGAUCAGACUGGAUCUAAUGGAGCAAACUUGUCCUUUCCCGUUGAGUUUGGAAUAGGGGAGGGAGAUACAGAGGGGUCUCCCAACCGUUGGACGCACAACUUGCUUGUUGGGCUCGUCAAUGCUGGCCCCUACAUUGGAAGUGCGCUCAUCGGUUGCUGGGUCAGCGAUCCUUGUAACUACUACUUCGGCCGUCGUGGAACCAUCUUUAUCUCUGCGAUCUUCUGUGUGCUUACUCCGAUCGGUGGGGCGCUUGCACAAACCUGGGAACAGCUCCUUAUCACUCGCAUUCUUAUGGGUAUUGGCAUGGGCCUGAAGGGCUCCACCGUUCCUAUCUUUGCAGCAGAGAACUCUCCUGCACAGAUUCGUGGCGCGCUUGUUAUGAGCUGGCAAAUGUGGACUGCUUUCGGUAUUUUUCUGGGGUAUUGCGCCAACCUAGCUGUUUACCAAGUGCCUGUGAUUGCAUGGCGUCUUCAAAUCGGAUCGGCAUUCAUCCCAGCUGUGCCUCUGACAAUUGGGAUCUUUUUCUGCCCAGAAUCGCCUCGUUGGCUUAUUAAGAAGAAUCGCUACCGCAAAGCCUGGCAGUCACUUGUUCGGCUUCGCUUCAGCCCUGUACAAGCAGCCCGUGACCUCUACUACAUUCAUGCUCAACUUCAAGUUGAGGCACAGAUCAUCGGCAAGUCGAACUACUUGCAACGCUGUAUCGAACUUUUCACCAUCCCUCGAGUCCGCCGUGCAACUCUGGCUUCUUUCGUCGUCAUGAUCGCACAACAGAUGUGCGGAAUCAAUAUCAUCGCUUUCUACUCUAGCACCAUCUUUAGACAAGCCGGUGCUUCAGAGCGAGAAGCAUUAAUCGCCUCCUUUGGAUUUGGUCUCGUCAACUUCGUAUUCGCCUGGCCUGCUAUCUGGACCAUCGACACAUUCGGUCGUCGAAGCUUGCUCCUCUUCACCUUUCCGCAAAUGGCCUGGUCUUUGCUCGCCACUGGGCUUUGUUUCCUCAUCCCUGAGAGUAGCCCAGCCCACCUGGGUCUUAUUGCUAUGUUCAUCUACAUCUUGGCUGCUUUCUACUCUCCGGGCGAAGGUCCUGUACCCUUCACCUAUAGCGCUGAAUGUUUCCCUUUGACACACCGGGAAGUUGGCAUGGGCUGGGCAGUUGCUACGUGUCUCUUCUGGGCUGCAGUGCUCUCGAUCACGUUUCCACUAAUGUUGUAUGCUUUGACCCCGGUUGGAGCUAUUUGCUUCUACGCAGGUCUAAACAUGAUUGCUUUCUGCAUGAUAUUCCUAUGGCUUCCAGAAACCAAACAAAGGACUCUGGAGGAACUAGAUUACAUUUUCGGUGUACCCACGAGGAGGUUCAUUGCUUACAACUUCCGCGUCGCCUUGCCUUGGUGGUGGAAGCGCUGGGUCCUCUUUGACAAGUCCGCGAAACUUGCGCCACUGUACCACUUCGAUGGAGUCGAUGGUGCUCGUAUUCCCGACUCUGAGCACGAGUCAAGGAGAUCAACCAAUAACGAGAAGUCAACCACGGUUACCAGGGAGAUGUGA
Messenger RNA from Ascochyta rabiei, 1926 nucleotides. RefSeq lists its product as uncharacterized. Bases 1 to 1926 code for a protein of 641 amino acids. Gene Ontology annotation, biological process: transmembrane transport. Gene Ontology annotation, molecular function: myo-inositol:proton symporter activity. Gene Ontology annotation, cellular component: membrane. The record is from RefSeq and is a predicted model, not a curated record. Lineage: Eukaryota; Fungi; Ascomycota; Dothideomycetes; Pleosporales; Didymellaceae. The transcript is spliced from 9 exons.